This is a messenger RNA of Psylliodes chrysocephalus, 1326 nucleotides long. NCBI's taxonomy places the organism in Eukaryota, Metazoa, Arthropoda, Insecta, Coleoptera, Chrysomelidae. The record is from the annotation of a GenBank genome assembly.
AUGGAAAUAAAGAAAGCCAUUGAGGAGGUUUUGCAACAUUCCCCAGGAUACGGCCAACAAAAAACACCCCAAAUCGAAAAAAAUCCAUCAACUUUUUCAAGUAUGGAGAAAAAUUCUUUUUUCAUGCCACCCUCUGAGGUGAUAAAUACAGCAUACGAUGACAGCCCUAUGGAAUCAGAAGACAAUCCCAGCAGUGCAGAAAACACUCUAGUGCGAGCAACGCUAGCGAAAGUGCGAGCAACUGAAACCGCCCUUAAAAAUUUCGAGUCCGCGUAUAAAACCCUACCGUUGCCUAGUUCGGUUACGGCAAGAGUUUUAAACUUCGAGACGAACUCUCAAACUCCGACCUCCAGUGAAGAGGAGAGUCAAACAAAGACAACAAAACCACCCCUACGGCAAAGCAUAUUUACGCUACCAUCUCCUAUAAAGAAGGCUUCACCGCCACAAACACUACUUCCUAAGAGGAAAAAUACCUCACCUCCAGAAAUUUUAGAGGCGGAAAACGACGGGGAAGACGAGUCAGACAAAGACAACACAGAAUUUCAGAUGCCACGAAAAUAUAAAAAAUUCAAAACCAACUUUGUGAAACUCCUGGAACGUAAAGCAGCAGCAUCAAUACCACUAGCUAACAAGUAUGACUCACUUAGUGAAAGUGAAGCAGAACCCGAACAAAACACUGCAACAACCUCCACAACUAAAGGUAAAGCCACCCCUAACUUACCAAUCAAGAGCAGUACCACGGAAAGCGGCACGACAACUGACAAAACAGACCCGAAAACAAACAAAAAGUCCUCCAUCCCCCCUAUAGUGGUAGAUGGCCGUACAGAUAAUCACGCAACCCUAACCAGUGAUUUAAAAGCCAUAAUAAAAGGGAAGUACUCAGUAAAAUACACAAAUUCCACCACUGUUAUUUUCACUGAGGAACAAGAAGACUACGAAUUAGGUAGUAUAAAACAGGCUGAAAUACCCCACCACACAUAUACAAAUAAAGCAGAUAAAACUCACGCCUUUGUACUUAGGGGUUUAGGGAACGGGACUGAAAAGGAGGCUAUAGAGGAAGACUUGAUUGCCUCGUAUGAAAUCAAACCAAGAGAUAUUUUCAAAAUGACCACUAAACAUCGGCCACUAUUUUUAGCGGUCACUGACCCAGUCAUCACACUCGACUACCUUAACAAAAACAUGGUGGUGGUAGAUACUGAUGAGACUAGCCUAGCCGAGCCUCUACUCAACAGUAGAGCCUGGCCUGAUGAAAUGACACACAAAAGUAUUUGUUUAAAAGAAAAAAUGUAUUUAAAAACUUUGCAAUUAUUUUUCUUAUACUCUUAA